AUGGUAGCCGAAUCUGAGCUUCGAACGGUCCAUGCAGAAGGGGCCGCCUUCCAGGAAGACAAAAAGGGCUCAGAGACAUCGGAAGCAUGUCAAGUCUCCAAGGAUUGGGACCCUCCCUCAAACCCGGAUGAGUUUCCCGAAGGUGGUCUGGCAGCUUGGGCUACUGCUUUUGGAGCUUUUGUGGGUUUGGAUUUUUAUACCCAACAUUACCUGGCAAAUGAGACGUCGUCUGCUAUAUCAUGGAUCGGGAGCACGAGCGCGUUUUUAAUAACUUCUUUGGGCCUCGUGUCAGGUUUGCUGCACGACCGAGGAUAUUUUCACCAUCUCAUGAUUGCCGGAUCGUUUUUGCAGGGUUUCUGUCUAUUCAUGUUGUCUUUAUCGAAACCCGAUCAGUACUACCAGAUAUUUCUCUCUCAAGGUUUAGGCUUGGGUAUCGCAUCAGGGCUCAUGUAUAUCCCUAGCAUAGCUGUAAUCUCGCAUCAUUUCCGACGGAGGCGCACACUAGUUAUGACGUUCGUCGCUACGGGCUCAUCGCUAGGUGCUAUCAUCCAUCCGAUCAUGCUCAAUAACCUCCUCAACGGUCCUCUCGGCUUCGCCAAUGGCGUCCGUGCAAGCGCAGGGUUGAUCAGCUCAUUUCUCUUAAUUGCAUGUCUGUGCAUGCGAACUCGCCUUGAUCCCCCGGCGACACCAGUGAACUAUAUUGUGGUAGCUAGGAAAUGUAUUCGCGACGUACCAUUUAUUCUCCUGAUAGCAGGUGGCUUUCUUUUCCAGAUCGGCUUCUUCUACCCAUUAUUUUUCUUUCAACUCGACUCUAUCAAGCACGGCAUCAGCGCCAACUUCUCGUUUUACUCUCUAGUGAUUCUAAAUGGGUCCAAUUUUAUAGGGCGACUUGCGUCUGGAUUCAUUGAGGCAUUCACGGGUGUCAUGAACUUAACUAUAUUGUCAUCGAUUCUGUGCGGUGUGCUCAUUUUGGGCAUGAUUGGGUUGAGUAGCCUGGCUAGCGUCGUUGUGCUUGGUGUGCUUUAUGGUUAUUGUUCAGGGCUGAACACUGCGAUGGGAGCUCCACUCAUGGCUACUUUAACGCCCGACCUCUCAGAGCUUGGUGCGCGGAUGGGCAUCUGUCUCUUUAUUUUUGGAUUCGGAAAUUUGAUCGGAACACCCAUAUCCGGCGCUCUGCUAACGUCGCAUUAUACCUGGUGGAUGCCGAGUCUGUUCUCUGGGAUUGUUACACUGACUGGUGCUAUGACGUUUAUCUUCAUGCGAUACAUGUUUCUCAGAAGGCAGCGCAUCUUAGAUCUCUCGCAAGCAGCUUGCCAAUUGCGAGGAUAUCGCGACGAGUCCGAGCUGCAGUCUGAUCAUUAGAGUUGUCGACGAUCCGGGGUCUGCGUCGGAGGAAAGUGAAGAGAGUGAGGAGGAAGAUGACGAUAGUGAUGCCGACAAGUUCGAAGAUGCUCUUGAGAAGCUUACUCUAUCUGAGCCGUCGGCGGCGGCUGUUGCAGCAGCACCAUGA
This is a messenger RNA of Suillus subalutaceus, 1510 nucleotides long. RefSeq names its product major facilitator superfamily domain-containing protein. NCBI's taxonomy places the organism in Eukaryota, Fungi, Basidiomycota, Agaricomycetes, Boletales, Suillaceae. Gene Ontology annotation, biological process: transmembrane transport. Gene Ontology annotation, cellular component: fungal-type vacuole membrane. Gene Ontology annotation, molecular function: transmembrane transporter activity. The record is from RefSeq and is a predicted model, not a curated record. Bases 1 to 1362 code for a protein of 453 amino acids. The transcript is spliced from 15 exons.